AAACAAGCUGAAAGAACAGAGAGAAUACCUCAAUCAAAAUUAUAUAAACUGGUAUUGCAGUCGCGUUAUUUUAUAUUGCACAAAACUUAAUUUUAAGAAAACUAAUCCACUCAACCCAAGACAAAGUAAACGAGAUAGAACUAGCACCAGACUAAAAACACUGCAAUGUAAGAGUGCCAAAAAAAAAAAAAAAAAGAGAGAAUGUACUUGAAGCUAGGAACAAUGAGCUUCAUCCACCACAAAGCUCGGACUGUUUGCCUACCUAGGUCCAUGGUCCAUUGUUCUUCUGGGAAAAAACAUGGGGCUUUGGAUAUAACAGGCUUCUAGAAACCAUAUGCUUGCUGAUUCUAACAAACUUCACUGACUAGUUUUGCCUUUUCCACUGAAAGGGAAAGACAGAAAAGGUUACUAGAAUAUAUGUGAGACAAUCGAAUACACCAAACCAAAGAAAUUAAAUCUUUGGACCAAUUAGUUCCAUGAAUAAUUUGAAGAACAACAAAAGAAUAUGUAACAUGAGAGCAAAUUUACAAUAUAAUCAUACCCAUUACAGCCAAAAUAAAAAAUUCCAGGGACA
Molecule: messenger RNA, 574 nt
Organism: Rubroshorea leprosula
Lineage: Eukaryota; Viridiplantae; Streptophyta; Magnoliopsida; Malvales; Dipterocarpaceae
Source: the annotation of a GenBank genome assembly